GAAAGAGAAAGAGAGAGAGAGAGAAUCCGGUUUUACUUUGUUGGUGCUGCGAGUCUUGUGCCAGGUAAGAUCAUCCUGUGGCUUUGAGGUAGAGCGCGCUGGAGUGAGAAGAGUGGGAGGGCGGGAAAACGCUCGGGAGUCCGUAAAAGUCGAUUUCUGACCGAUGUAUUUCACAUUGCAGAUGCAGACAGAUGCGCUCAUAGACAUUAUCAAUAUCGAGGAAACACUGGCGAAGGUAGGCGGGGAUGUUUAAACACAAUGUGCGAGGCAGCACGUAGCUUUUGAACUGUUUAUAUCGAUGCAAAUAUGUCAUAGUUUGCCUAAUGGUUGCCUCACAAGACAUCUGCCAUAUGUGAGUGACAAGACGUGGGAGGUGCUGGUGACAUAAUUGAAGGGCUUUGAUUCUUUAUUUAUUUUUGAGCUUCAGAUUUCAUUAACAUCAAAUUUGUCAUGGGCAUGAGACCAUUUAGUUCUUGAGUGGUUCUCUGCAUCUCUUAAUGUGUGUGUGUGUGUGUGCAUGUGUGUGUGUGUGUGUGUGUAUGUGUGUGUGUGUGUGUGUGUGUGUGUGUGAAGAGAGAGACAGAGAAAGAGAGAUGAAAAUAUAAAGGGAGAUGGAGAUAGAGAUAGGGAGACAGGCAGAGACAGUGUAGGUGUUGAUGAGGGUGAUAGAUACAAAGUGAGAUACAGUAAUGUGACAAGAGCUUUCUAUUACAGGAUCACACGGAAAGUUAUAACAUGUCAGGUACAGAGUGACUAGACCACUCCCUAUUACAGUCCAAUUGGUGUCAAGUCUUACUGGAGACAGAUUAAGUUAAGGUAGUUCAUUAGGAAUCACAGCCUUGCACAGGGAAGCUACAUCACCUUCCCUGCUUUCUAGACAAUUGGCGAUUUCUGUGUGUAUGCCAAACUGCCACUGAGUGUGGAACGUUGAUGGAAAUGUGGACUCAAAGUCAGAAUCUGGUUGGUCCAUGUUAUAUGUGAAUAUAAUGUGUAUAUCUAUUUAUUUGUCUCUCUUUUAGUGUGACAGUAUGACUCUGUCCAGUGCCCUGCCUUUACGCAGAGGAAGUACCCCUGUGCCAAUCAAACACCAGCUCAGACGAGAAGAAGCAGUCCAUGAUGAUUGUGAUUGGACAUCAGGGUUGGCUGGACCUUCUCCUCCUCCAAUCAGUUUCAGCCCGGCGAAGGAUGAGACCAUCACCUCAGCGGUAGAGGGGAGACCCCCCUCUGAAGGGCCCUUUCGAAUUGCCCUGCUGGGGCAAAAUGGGGUGGGCAAGUCAAGCCUUGCUAUCGCCUUGGCUGGGGAUUUGGAUAGAACUGCAUCUGUGGAUUCUGAAGGUACAUUGAUUGGUGUUUGGAUGUUGGUCAGUGUUUCAACAAAAAUAGGCCUAUGAUACUAACAGGUAGAAAGUGUGCAAUGCAUAACACCCCAGCAAUGUGUAUGUCUUGUAAAUAAGCAUAGGCUAAAACCCCUCUUCCCCCCCAUCUCCCACCUGAGACUUGCCUGCUAUGUCUCUCCCUUAGGAGAGGGCUAUGUACGUACUGUUACCGUGGACGACGAGGACUGCACCAUCCUUAUCUACGACAACUGGAGGCAGGUGAGCCAAACGACACCUCUGUGGCCCCACUCUACCCCAGCCUUCUCUCUCCCACUCCUCCCCUCAUGUUUAGUCAUAAAGUGUUGCCCGAUCUCCCUGUCUGUGAUCAGGCAGUGGAAAUAUGACAUUCCCCUGUGGGAGUCUGUGAUAGGCUGGGUAGGAAGCCUAUUAUCAGGUUAUUUUCCACAGGAUUACCUCUGUUCCCCUGAGCACGCUUCAAACACAUGUGUUCAUGGAUGUGUGAGGGAGGGAGCUGCUCACUGAGCAGAUGUACUGGGGACAUUUUCUCCUUCUGCUUGUUCUGACUCAGCUGGAGGUUGGGUAUCCUGAGUGGCGCAGUGGUCUAAGGCACUGCAUCGCAGUGCUAACUCUGCCACUAGAGAUCCUGGUUCAAAUCCAGGCUCUGUUGCAGCUGGCCGCGACCGGGAGACUCAUGGGCGGCGCACAAUUGGCCCAGGGUAAGGGAGGGAAUGGCUGGCAGGGAUGUAGCUCAGUUGAUAGAGCAUGGCGUUUGCAACGCCAGGGUUGUGGGUUCGAUUCCCAUGGGGGGCCAGUAUAAAAAAAAAAUGUAUUCACUAACUGUAAGUCACUCUGGAUAAGAGUGUCUGCUAAAUGACUAAAAUGUAUUGCAAAAUUAUCUCGCUGUAUCAGCUCUGUAGUCUGCAAUCACAAGAGUUUGUGAAUUUCCUUUUCGUUUACCUUAAUCAGCAGGAUUUUAUUCCAGUGCUGUUUAUGUACUGAUGUAGGAUCUUAAUUUGACCAGUUUCUAACAGCAGAAAAAUAAUUCUGCAGCAACAGGAAAUGUGAAUUAUUGUGUGGAUUAUAAUUAAUGGACAUGUUCAUAGGGGUUGAUACAUUUUUAGUUAGGGCAAAUGAAGCCUGAAAUGUUAAAGUGGAAAUUACAAACUUAAGAAGCCUUUUUAAACCUUAAUUACACUACAGGUUUGCAGUUCCUGCAACAACAGGGUGAUCAAAUUACAGGGUUUUUUCAAUCACUUUGGUGCAAUUUUCACAAGUAUGUUGUACAUUUUCACAACUCUAAGCACAAACAUCAAAACAGAUCAUCAAAACGGCUCAUGUUUCAAAACUCUAAGCACAUUUCAAUUUACUGAGUAUAACAAACAAAUUGACAAAGUCACUUGUUCACUGCACCAAAUCCCUCUUUCAGUUUGGAUGCAUAUUCAAUCUAAGUAUCUGCUUUUCAAAAUGCAAUAUUCACGUUACUUUUGAUAUGAUUUUCCUGCAUUUGUUAAGAAAAGCCAUAUCUCAGACUGGCCAAUAAAAAUAAUAGAUUAAGAUGGGCAGUCUGAGAUAUUGCUUUUUCUUUGCAAAUCUGCCUAGAAGGUCAGCAUCCCGGAGUCGCCUCUUCACUGUUGAUGUUGAGACUGGUGUUUUGCGGGUACUAUUUAAUGAAGCUGCCAGUUGAGGACCUGUGAGGCGUCUGUUUCUCAAACUAGACACUCUAAUGUAUUUGUCAUCUUGCUCAGUUGUGCACCGGGGCCUCCCACUCCUCUUUCUAUUCUGGUUAGAGCCAGUGUGCGCUGUUCUGUGAAGGGGGUAGUACACAGCGUUGUACGAGAUCUUCAGUUUCUUUGCAAUUUCUCGCAUGGAAUAGCCUUCAUUUCUCCGAACAAGAAAAGACUGACGAGUUUCAGAAGAAAGCUAUUUGUUUCUGGCCAUUUUGAGCCUGUAAUCGAACCCACAAUUGCUGAUGCUCCAGAUACGCAACUAGUCUCUAGAAGGCCAGUUUUAUUGCUUCUUUAAUCAGCACAACAGUUUUCAGCUGUGCUAACAUAAUUGCAAAAGGGUUUUCUAAUGGUCAAUUAGCCUUUUAAAAUGAUCAACUUGGAUUAGCAAACACAACGUGCCAUUGGAACACUGGACUGAUGGUUGCUGAUGAUGGGCCUCUGUACGCCUAUGUAGAUAUUCCAUAAAAAAUCAGCCGUUUCCAGCUACAAUAGCCAUUUACAACAUUAACAAUGUUUACACUGUAUUUCUGAUCAAUUUGAUGUUAUUUUAAUAGACAAAAAAAUUGCUUUUCUUUCGAAAACAAGGACAUUUCUAAGUGACCCCAAACUUUUGAACGGUAGUGUAGCUGUAAAUACUACAUCAUCAUUCUCCAUCAGCCAGUCUGCUUCAAUAGGACAAAGUGGAACGAGUCACUCUAUGUGCUACCAUUUGGAAUUAUAGUGCAGUGUACAAUGCAUUGCUGAAAUACCUGGGUUGUAACUUGCAUUUAACAAUGUUCAAAUCAUUAUCUGAAUUUCAUUGAUACAAUGUAAGCUGAUGAAUUUCAUUGAUGCACUGUAAGCUGAUGAAUUUCAAGCAGCGAGACAGGCGGUACUGUAUCAGUUGACAAGUCACGUAGAAAAGGUGAUGGGGCAGAAAUGGCAUACAACACCGUGCUACAUUUUUACAGUAGUGAACUGAUUUACAAAACCCUAUUUCUGAUGAUUUGUCUGACGUAUUGUCACGUUCGUUCAUGAACGGGUCAGACCAAGGCGCAGCGUGAUAUGCAUACAUGUUUAUUUGAACCGAAUAAACAACUACAAAACAACAAGUCCAAGGUACACAAACAACAUACCUCAACACGGAACAAGAUCCCACAACCCACUAGUGCCAAUAGGCUGCCAAAGUAUGGGCCCCAAUCAGAGACAACGAGCGACAGCUGCCUCUGAUUGGGAACCACACCGGCCAACAAAGAAAUACACAUACUAGAAUAUACAACAUAGACAAUCACAACAUAGAAAAUCACACCCUGACUCAACAAAUAAGAGUCCCCAGAGUCAGGGCGUGACAGUACCCCCCCCUCCAAAGGUGCGGACUCCGACCGCACAACCUUUACUUAACAGGGUAGGGGCCGGGUGGGCAUUCCGUCUCAGAGGCGGAUCCGGCUCCGGGCGUGACAACCACCUAUUCUCCGCCUCCCUGUUGUGCCCCUGGUCUGGUCUGGACCUCGGCGCGCUGCUUCCCCUCUCCUUCCUCCCACUAUACUCCAAGCCCUGUCUGGACCCUGGUGUGGGAGACCCCGAACCUGGAGAGGGGCUGACGUCUGGGUCUGGACUGGAGCCGCUGACUGGAGCUGGACCGGGCACCGGUGGAGUGGACUGCUCUGGCUCCGGAGUGGAGCCGCUGACCGGAUCUGGACUGGACCCCAGUGGAGCGGACUGCUCUGGCUCCGGAGUGGAGCAGCUGACCGGAGCUGGAUCAGGCACCGGUGGAGCGGACUGCUCUGGCUCCGGACUGGAGCAGCUUACCAGAGCUGGAUCAGGCACUGGUGGAGCGGACUGCUCUGGCUCCGGACUGGAGCUGCUGACUGGUGGCGGACCAGGCACCGGUGGAACGGGCACGGGCCGUGCCGGACUGGACACACUCACCACUGGUCUGGUGCGAGGAGCAGGCACGGGCCGAACCGGACUAGGAACAUGCACCACUUCCUUGGUGCGAGGAACAGGAACAGGCCGGGCUGGACUGGCGACACGCACCACUGGCUUGGUGUGAGGGGCAGGAACAGGCCGGGCCGGGCUGGCGACGCGCACCACUGGCUUGGUGCGAGAAGCAGGAACAGGCUGGGCCGGGCUGGCGACGCGCACCACUGGCUUGGUGCGAGGGACAGGAACAGGCCGGACCGGGCUGGCGACGCGCACCACUGGCUUGGUGCGAGGGGCAGGAACAGGCCGGGCCGGGCCGGGUUGGCGACGCGCACCACUGGCUUGGUGCGAGGGGCAGGAACAGGCCGGGCCGGGCUGGUGACGCGCACCACUGACUUGGUGCGAGGGGCAGGAACAGGCCGGGCCGGGCUGGUGACGCGCACCACUGACUUGGUGCGAGGGGCAGGAACAGGCCGGGCCGGGCUGGCGACGCGCACCACUGGCUUGGUGCGAGGGACAGGAACAGGCCGGACCGGGCUGGCGACGCGCACCACUGGCUUGGUGCGAGGGACAGGAACAGGCCGGGCUGGCGACGCGCACCACUGUCUUGGUGCGAGGAGCAGGAACGGGCCGGACCGGACUGCGAAGGCGGACUGGAGGUCUGAAGCGGAGAGCUGGCACAACCCGUCCUGGCUGGCUACCCACUUUCGCACUACACGUGCGGGGCGCUGGCACAGGACGCACUGGGCUGUGCACGCGUACUGGCGAUACAGUACGUAGAACCGGCGCAGGAUAUGCGGGACCGAGGAGGCGUACUGGAGACCAGGAGCAUUGAGCCGGCACACCCCGUCCUGGCUGGAUGCCCAUCUUCGCACAGCACAUGCGUGGUGCUAGCACAGGACGUACAGGGCUGUGCCGGCGCACUGGCGACACAGUACGUAGCUCCGCAUAACACGGAGCUUGCCCAGUCAUACGCCUUCUCGCGUGAGUACGGGGAGUUGGCUCUGCUCUAACCCUAGGCUCCGCCAACCACCCUUUUAGCCCCCCCAAAAAAAAUUAUUGGGGCUGUCUCUCGGGCUUCUUCCUCGGCCGGCGCCUUCUGCGUUGCCGCUGCUCCUCUCUAUACCGCGCCUUCACUGUCUCCUCCCAAGGACGGCGAUCCAUCCCGGCCUGAAUCUCCUCCCAUGUCCAGGAACCCUUCCCUUCCAGGAUCUCCUCCCAUGUCCAGGCUGUCUGCUCCUGGACACGCUGCUUGGUCCUCGUUUGGUGGGAUCUUCUGUCACGUUCGUUCAUGAACGGGUCAGACCAAGGCGCAGCGUGAUAUGCAUACAUGUUUAUUUGAACCAAAUAAACAACUACAAAACAACAACCGAAACGUGAAGUCCAAGGUACACAAACAACAUACCUCAACACAGAACAAGAUCCCACAACCCACUAGUGCCAAUAGGCUGCCUAAGUAUGGUCCCCAAUCAGAGACAACGAGCGACAGCUGCCUCUGAUUGGGAACCACAUCGGCCAACAUAGAAAUACACAUACUAGAAUAUACAACAUAGACAAUCACAACAUAGAAAAUCACACCCUGACUCAACAAAUAAGAGUCCCCAGAGUCAGGGCGUGACACGUAUGUACUGUAUAAGGAUAAUGAAACUGUAAGACUGACAUAUUUCUCAACAUUCUCACUAUUGGAAACAAAUGAUAAAAUAAUUGUGCAUGUCAAGUUUUAGUCAAAUACUGUAUGGAAAAUUAUAUUUACCCACUACUAUUCUUUCUAACCAGCACUUCAAAAAGAACAGUUUGUAUCUUGUAUUUUUGCUAUUGGAUGAAAUGGUAGUUAAAAUGACUAAAUGGAGCCUAUCAUUAUCUGAUGUACAGUAUUGGUGACUAAACAAAAUGUUCUCAUGGUAUUUCACAGAAAACUUAGAUUUUCCAUGAAUGACUCAGGGGUGAAAGAUGUGUGAAACCCCAAUGAAUGCACAAUAUAAGGUCCUUAACAUAAGAUAGGGGGCAUUACAAGUGUUAUCAGUUUAGAGUUUUGUGCUUAGAGUUUUGAAAAUAUACAACUUACAUCUAAAAAUGUGCCAAAGUGAUUGAAAAAAACAGUAAGAUCCUACAUCUGUAAGUGGAUCACAGACGUUGUUCUUUGUUUGUCUUGUAGGAGAUACUGAUCUUGGUGAUGCUGCUCUGUCUUAUCUGUUCAGAAGAGUUUGAGUUAGCCUUUUGAUGCAGUCCAGUCUCAAGAGUGAAAUCAUAAAUUCAGAUUUUAGAAAACAAAUGUAGCUUUGCUCAUGCAGUGUCCCUGAAGCGUUUUCAGUGACUUAUGAAGGAUUCACUCAAAGGGCAUACAGUGUGUGUGUGUGUGUGUCAUUGUAUUCUCUGUGUGUGUCAUCAGUAAUUGACGUGGUUCCCAGUUGGUGUGGUAUGGUAAUUUGUCUCUAGGCAGCAGGGAAUCAUAGAAUGAAAGCGCACAGGGCUUCACUCUCACUCUUGACUGCUGCAGGCAGCAGGCUUUCACUGCAUACCACCAAAACAAUAAUUUGUUUGAAAUGUUGAAAAAACACAAGCACACACACUCUUUGAUAUGACUCUUGGUCUGUAGAGCACUCAUCAUGCCAGAGUUAUAAUUAAAUGUUGCUACUGACUCUCAUUUACAAGGCUCUCAGCACAGCAGUCGGAAAAUGUGGAAACAAACCAUUCAGACUCAGAAAAAUAGAUUUUUAGGGAGGGAAGAGCUGCCUCCCUCUACCUCUUCACUUGGUGACGUCUAUAGACCCAUUGUGAUGGGGGGAAAUCAAUCCAGUUCCAUAUCGGGAUAUUAUUUUUGACGAUAUAUCAUUUUGACAAUAUCGCAAUAUUAUUUAUGCGCUAGUUGGCUGUACCUGCACAAAAAAUCCAGUAUCUUUCCUUCAUAGCUUGUUCUCCAUCUUAUUUUUAAAUAGGGAGCCAACUUCUUUUCAGCACUUUUAUUUCCAUGACUGAUCAAAAUGUGUUUUUUCAUGGCUCUCUUUUGUCCCUCUGCAGCAGACAUAUGCUGAGAAAUAUGUUUGGAACAUCGAAUCACAAUAAAAUCAUAGUAUCGAAUCGCAAUACAUAUAGAAUCAUGAGAAUCGCAAUACAUAUCGUAUCGGCACCUAAGUAUCGUGAUAAUAUCGUAUCAUGAGGUCCCUGGCAAUUCCCAGCCCUAGUUUAUACCUGGAUCUAACAUGCGUCCUUUGGCAUGAUCUUGUCCACAUUCUGAUUGUGCCCACAUUUUUAGACAGGUGUAGACAAUUAAAUACGCACUGUGAUCUGAUUGUGAUCAGAUCUCCCUGACCAUCUCUGGAGGUAGUCAGACACGCAUUGUGUCUGGAUGUGCAAGUGUAGACAGAUCUGGACAGUGAAACCAUUUAAAUCAUCAUUAUCCCACCCUCUAAAAUCAUUGACAGGUGGCACCAUUCACUUAUGCCAUCAAUAUGUGUCUUAAAAUAAAUAAAUAAAUAUUAUUUGGAAAAUAUAGCAGUGAAAUUAUUUGCUUAAAGGGAAGGACCAGAAAAUCUGGUCACAAUGCAGACACAGUAGACAGAUAAGAGACACGUUUUAAAAGUGUGGGUACAAUCAGAAUGUGGACAAGAUCAGGACACAGGACCCAUGUUAGCGCCAGGUAGAAACUAGGCUUAUAAUACAUAGACGUGUAUUCUCAUUGAAAUUUAUACGACUAAAUGGAAGGUAAAGCGGUAUGGUUGUGGUGAUCUCGUUCCCUCCCUCUCUCUCUCAGGACCUGUCUGCUCUGCAGUGCGAGGUGUGUGUCCUGGUGUUCUCUGUGACGGACAGGCAUAGUUUCCACCGCACCGCCCAACUUCGCCUCCUCCUCAGGGAGAUGCAGCCACAAACUCCCAUCAUCCUUGUGGGCAACAAGAGUGACCUGGUCCGUUCGCGUGAGGUCAGUGCUCAAGGUGAGGCAGAUUGUCCCUCUCUUUGUUACAGCACACUGGUAGAGUGGUCGCCCUUUGUCUCUGCAACUUUAACCUGCAGUAUUGUAUAGUGUAUACCUUUCCCUAUAGAUGAUAUCUUCCUAUAUAUGCUCUCAUCUCUCAUUGCCUUGUCCCUGCCUGCCAUCUCCACCCAGUGUGUUGACAGGUUGAGUUAUAUGAUGUAUCUCUGCAGGGUACUGGGGUGCAGGGAGAAAUAUAGAAAUAUAGAAGGAAAGUGGCACAGCACUUCAGCUGCAGUGCAGUGUGGGAGUAUGGGGGGAGGGACUGUGCAUGCUGAUAACUGUGCAUGAGAUACUGAGAACACACACAUUCAUCUAUUCAUCUAGAUGUACAUAUCAACUGAGGAUAAGGCUGUGUGGUGUGUUCAGAAGACCCACCUGAGCUUGGCUGUAUGGUCACCAAAACCUAUAACACACAUGUACACAAAACUCUCUGUCUUUCAAACUGUCUCUCUUUCACCCCCACCGUCUGUGUGUUGUGUGUUGCUCCAGACUGCAGCUCCUCAGGCCUGGCUGUUUUGGGUUUAUGUUAUGAGUGUUGUGUAACCUCAGAGCCAUGUGGCCUUUGACUUAUUAUGAGGCAGAGAGCAGAGCAAGGCAUUCUGCUUAAUUACUUUCACAGUCACUGGGUAAAAACUCCCUUCCUUCUCGCUUUAUGGUAUAGCUAAACGAGCAUGCUCAGAAGAAAAAACAUGAACCAUACUGGUUCUCUCUUCCUCUGCUGUCAGGGAUAAUUUAACCUCUCUAAUUAACAAAUAAGGCUUUAAUUAGGACAAAUUUGGGCAAUUGCUUCUCACCAUCUUUCAUCAUCUAGCUUCUCAUUCCCCGUGAUUUCUGUGUUGCACUCUUGCACUCAAUCUUUUAUAUGUGCUUUUUUGUGUGUGUUUAUCCUGGGGAUAGUAGUCUGUAAUAACACAAUAAAUCCAGAGAGGCAGGGAUGUUUAUAUUGUAGUGUUUCUGAGGUCAACCAGAGGGGAGCUGGGCUGAGUCACAGCACAAUGAGAAUAAGAGGUGCUUCAUCAUGUAACUAAUAUGGAUGAACCUGUGACAACAACACAUCACCGUGUACCCAAUCUCAUCCGAAAUGCUCUCAUCCUAAAUGGGUAAUGCGUUUACCACUGACAACUGUGCUUAUUCAUGGGUCUCUCUCUCUCGCUUUCUCUCAGAGGCCUUCACCAGUGCUACUCUGUUUGACUGUCUGUAUGUGGAGAUGUCAGCCUCCCUGGACCACCGCACGGUGGAGCUCCUGGAGUCUGCUGUGAGGUUAGCCAGAGGCCUCAGCCCGGUGCCCCCAGGGACCUAUGGGCACGACAUGGCUGGCGGCCUGGUGAGCAUCACCCACCGGGCCAAGCGUUUCCUCACUAGCCUGGUCCCACGCUACCCCCGCGAGAGGGAACGAGACGGGGGCAAGUUCUUCAGACAGAAGUCCCGCUCCUGCCAUGACCUGGGGGCCCUGUGAUCAGGGAUGAGGGAGGGAUAGAACGAGCGAGGUAUAGAAAGAGAGAGGGGUGGCUAGAGAGCGAGCAAGAGGGAAAUAGCAUGUAAGCAAUUGCAAAAUAGAGAGAGGGAUCCAAAGAGGUAAAUGAUGGUGAAGAGAAAAGUGAGUGUGAAAGUGAGUGAUGAGAGGAGGAUACAGUAAUGGAGGAUGACACAUGCAUGAAGCAGAAAAGACCAUGAAGAGAGAAUGGUGGACAUAUCUGGGUUGAUUCAUGUAGAAAUGUUGUAGUGGAAAACCAUAGAGAAUAGAGAAUUAGCUGUUGAACCCCUGUAAAUACAACGCUAAGCAUCAUACUGCAGUUGUGGGACUGAUUCUCCAUCUUCGUUCCGAUGUGAUGUCAUUGAGGGCCAAAUAAAACACUUUUAG
Molecule: messenger RNA, 10797 nt
Organism: Coregonus sp. 'balchen'
Lineage: Eukaryota; Metazoa; Chordata; Actinopteri; Salmoniformes; Salmonidae
Source: the annotation of a GenBank genome assembly